AUGUCAUCAAGUGGCAUAAGCAACGAAUGCAAUAAAAACGGCCAAACGAAUUUCAGCUUAAAUGUCCUGCAUAGUAAAUGUUCGCCCCCAAGUGGAAAACGUGAUGAGGAAGACAACUGCAAUUUUGAGGAUGGAGAAAAAACACAUGCGGUAGACACUUUACGCAAUAACAUCACACAGGGGGGGGUCCUGAAGGCGGAAAUAAUUACACAGAACGGUGAAAACAACUUGAGUAACCAUAAGAAUGAGCCUAUUCACCCACAACAUUUACAGGAAAAUAUUUUUAUUAAUAUGAAGGAAGAACAUGCGAAGCAGAACGUAAACUUAAAUAAAGGUUACCCGUACAAAUGGAACAAAGAACAGAAUGAUCCAUGCGCAGAAAAAGGAAUGGAAGAAAAAUCAGGGGAUGUCUUUUUCAAAAUGGCAAAUGAAUACAAUUCAAAUCAAAGUAAAACGAUAGCCGGUAAUGUCGAUGUUUCGCCAAGUAAGGCAGAUCGGUCAAAUUUCACUUUUGAGAAAAACUGCCUGAACAGGUCAGGUGAAAUGGAAAAAAAAAAAAAAAAAAAAAUGAGCAUAUCGAAUGUAUUAAACAAUAAGGCUCAAAAUUGGAGCAACGAACUGAAUGGCAUAGAAUGUAGAAGUUCGCUCCUGAAUGGCGUGGAGGAAAGCCACCCCGAUGAAGUUAAAAAAUCGAUAAGCGUGGAAAAGAUUUGCCCACUCAGCGCCAACAAGGAUAGAGGAAAAAUAAUGCCCACCGGAAGGGGCGAAAAUGAUGUGUCCGUCGGAACAUGCAACAAGAGAGAACAUCCACAGGGGGGAAGACAAAUGAACAGACAGGAAACACCUAUUCCUUUUUUCACAUCCCCCAUUCCAAAGGCGGUGUGGAAAAGCGACAAGUUCACAGGCCAUCUAAAUGGCCACUCUUCCAUUGUCACUCACACACAAAAUGACACACAGAGCCCAUCUUACAUGGCCAAAGGCAAAAAUUGCGCCCUGAAAAAAAAGCAUGAAAAUAUAUUGCUAAGCGACAGGGAGGAGGUGAUAUAUGUGAACAAUCGAAAUGGGGGUAACCUGUGUGGAAAGAAUAAAAGGGGUGGGGGAUUCCACGACGAGGAUGAAAAAAUGGCAUGCACCAACGAAAGGAUAAGCGAGGACAGUAGUGAACGAAGUAUCACAGACCAGGACGCAGACGAUGAGAUCAACAAUGAGCCCAGGUAUGUAUCAUACGUUGAUCUACGAGCUGUGGAAAGUGGAAACCUUAAUCUCCUUCCUCCAAAUGGAUGGAACGAUCAAAUAAACAAACACGCAAGGGGGGAAAACAGCCCACCCACAAACUGCCCGGAGGUAUACACGAACGGAAAUCUUACACAUAGUGAAAGAGGCUAUUCCUUCAACAACCAUAAGACACACCAAAAUUUUAUGAACAACGUAAAAAUACACGUUCACCAUAAGGCCAUUGAUUACGACAUGAAGGAAGAACAAACAUUUAAUGCUUCCAAGGGAAACCAGGAAAAGGAUCUCACCGAGAAGGAAAGUCUACCCAUCCAUGUAAAUCCAUUUAACGCAUCAAAGCAUGUUACCAAAGAUGCGCCUGAAAUGGAAGGAACCCCCGUAAAGGAAAACGGCUUCCUCCCACGCGAUGAUGUUGAAAAGACGACGAAGAAGGAAAUGACAAGAAAAGACAACACGGCGGAAUGCUUAUCAAGUGUGCAUAGGAACUGGAGAACAUAUGAGGGAACCCUUACAGUCCCUGAGGAAGAAGAAAUUGUGAAUGCAGAAGAAAGAAAAAAACACGGGAUGAAAAAGGAUCCACGUGGGUGCAUUACUAACUUUUCGUAUGCCCAAAGUGGACACCGAGAAAAUGGGUGCAUAUCGAACCGUUCCUUUGUAGAGGAAAACUACGAUGGAAUGAACCUCACUAAUGGAGCCAAACAAAAUGGGUGUGUACCUGUUAUGGAAGGAAUGGAUAAGUUUGACGAUGGUAAAGAGACACAUAUUGGGGGAGGCAUGAAUUUGUCGCGAUAUCCGCUUAAGGGGAACGAAGACCAUUUGCAUGCUUCAAGAAAAGGCACCACCUUUAACGAAAUGAAUGGAAUAUUCCAAGGGGGGGAAGACAGCACCAUGUGUCACUCCAUAUCUGAAGGAGCAUCUGAUACAAACGGGAAGUCAACUCAGAAAAGUUGCCCUCCCUCCUCUCGUCAAAAGGUUCCUUCUCUGCAAACAAAGAGAGAGCAAUAUCCAAAUGAUGAACCCAACACAGAGAAAGCACCUGCGGAAGAUAAAUCCAUUUUUAAUUACCAUGCCGAGUGGAUGAACGGUUUAGAGGAAGGCAAAGACAAAAUGACGAACGGGGAAUUCUACAACAUAAGGAGCGUUCACAAAGAGACCACACGGACGAAUAAUAGUGGCUCUCUAGAUCAAAACCUGCAGAAUAGUCAUCCAGUUUUUCACCCCUUAAAAAAAAAUAUAUACCCAUCAGCAGUUAUACCUAAAGUUGGCGCAGAAUGGAAAUUCCCCUACAUGAGGAAGGAUGGAAAUUCACACACAAACAUUGACAGAAGGGGGCCUAAAGAAAUCAUGAGGAAUAACGGGGACAUUACAGAAGAAAACAAAAAACAAAUUCUUGGAUACACCCCAAUGGUGCAUCCUUUUCGAGAGGAACAGACAAACGAGCAGAACUAUCCCCAUGACAAUAUGAGCUCAAUAGCUGAAUCUUUAAGUAGCAAACAAGUGUCCACCAAAUGGAAAGGUAAAAAUACGAGGGAAACAGACAGCACGUGUAACCAAAUAGAGGCGAAAGAAUUGAUUAACGGAGAAAAUAAAAUAAUUGCCCAGGAUAACUCUCCCUUGUUUGCGAAUGGAUAUAGUCCACAUACGGAUAUCACUAUUGAUCCGAAGGAAGAGUAUACUCUUGGGAACGUUUCAAAAUGGGAAGAGGCUAACCGAAACGAAGGGGGCAAACUAUCCAAGUGGAUUUAUAGUUCAAAUAACCUAAGUGGAGGGGUAAAUUUUGGGCACGUCUACUCCAUGCACAGGAAUAAGGAAAGUUUAAAAAGAGGGAAAGAAGAAUUUUUAAAUCAUAAAAUGGAUAAUCAGCUAGCCAAUGGAGUACACCCAAAUGAUGAUGAAAACAGCUUCCCUAUGAGAAGCUAUUCUUACGGGGUUCCCACGCGCAGGAGUGAAAUUUCCGAUCUCGCCCCUCUCAGUGGAGUUUUCUUUGGGAUGACUCCUUCGAUUUGUAGGGAAGGUAUUAACCAGAUGAAUACUGGCAACCUCAUUAACGGAGGGGGAGGAUAUUUGAAAGGUGGUCCAAGUGAAGGAAGCUCCGAAAACGUGGAGAAAAUGGGCGAGGCAUCUUACAACCAGGAAGGACGAAACUGUCAGAUGGUGAAGAGGAAAGACAGUCCUAAUGUACUGGGGGAAAAUAAUCCUACGCACGGCGUGUCCUCCGUGGGGAAUAACGAACAGGGAAGAGAUAUCCGCAAUGGUGCAGAUGUAAAAUACCUGUACAGUUCAGGUGAAAGAGGAGAUGGUAUCCAGAAAUCGGAAAUUAAGGAUGGACGAAAUUUUGGCAAUGAUAUGGAUGGCAAAUAUGGAGAUUUGGCUGAUGCGACAGAUGAAGAGAUGUACAAAUUGAUGGAAGAUCUCCCAUUCGGGAGAGACAAAAAGGAGAUCGCUGAGGAGCAUGAGGAUAGAAGCAAAAAUACGUGUGUCAAUCUUGAAGAUGAAACAAUCAUACAUGCAUAUGCAGACAGACACGAUUGUGGCGCCUUACAUGGGGAGGAGGAACUUCUCUCAGAAAUGAUAGAACAACAGGGAUGGACCACCUUCGACCCGAACAAUGAUUACAGGUGGAAGUUGUGCCAUGUAAGAUACCCAGAGCAUAUUAACUUCAAGAAGGCCUUUUUCUUUACCUUUCAAAAUGAGAUAUACAUUUAUGGGGCACGCAAGAAUAAUUUCAUCAUUCCGAAUGUAUUGUUUCGGAUCCGAGAUGGUGAAGUUGAAUCUGUGCACACUAGGGGGACUGCUCCCAAGCUGUAUGUCAAGGUUUAUUUUGCCGUGGAGGAAGGGAACAUUAGCAGAAGUAUUGACGAAGAGUGCAAGAGUUUCUACAUCUGGGGAGCCAAUGAAAAGAGGCAACUGGACCUGUACACUGUAUAUAGACUAGAUUUGUGUCGCCUCCAGUGGGAAGAGAUAAGAAUCACCUACAACAGAAAUCUGAACAUGUGCAGGGAAGAUUUCUCCCUUAUCCUGAUUAAGAAAUGUUUGUAUAUGUACGGAGGAGUUGUGCUGAAGAAUGGGGAGUGGAUAUGUUGUGACGAAUUAUGGGUGUGCGACACUGGAAGGAGGAAGUGGGAGAUGAUAUUUGUAGGGGGGAGAGGCAACCAUGAUGAGGACACUACUCAAAAGGAGGGAAUUUUUUUUUCGAGUCUUCCUGCAACUAACGUGCUUAAACUUUUUACGAAUUCGGGCAGAACAUCUUCAAAGGGUACUGCACUUGAAGGGGGAAAGAGGAGUGAGAGUGAGAAAGGGAAGGAUGCACAAGGGGAAGGAAGUCUCAGUAAAUCCACUGUAACACGUUGUGAAGAAAAGCAACCAAGCAGAAGAGCAGGCCACCUUUGCGUUGUGUACAAAAACAGAAUGUAUAUUCACGGUGGAACUAAUUUGGCCGAGGAAAAAUCAGAUUUCUACUUUUUCGAUUUUGCAAAAAAUAAAUGGUUCGAGGUUAUGCCAAGUGGGGAGGUUGUUCCGCCAAAGAGGUAUGGCCACUCCGGAGUUGUGGUAAAAAACAAACUCUACAUGUAUGGUGGGUUCACAAAAAACCCCAACGGAAACUCCAUCAACAACGAUAUAUUCGAAUAUGAUUUUGUGAAGAACAAAUGGAGACAAGUCUUCAGCAUUGGUGAUUUAAUUUAUCUGAAAAGUUGUCUUAAUGGAAAGGAACAGAGUUACCUCAAAUUUAUGAAGUUACUAGUGAUGAGGAGAUACUACAGAAGCGCUACUAUAAGUGCUUCUCCAGAUGUGGGUGAAGUAGAAAGAGCGUUGUAUGAUAUUUCCCCUCGGGGGUGCAUCCAAAAGGGAAGAGAAGAGAGGCUACCUAAUGGGAAGGCAAAAAAUGCUACUAAGUCUACAUUUCAUCCGGAAGACACACAUACAAAAGUACAUGCAAAUUUCGUACACAUGGAAGAGACCCCACAUAGCAAUGAAGCCAUCAUCCCACAAAACAUUUUCCGAAACAAAAGUCUCUACUUUAAUGGCUGUCUGUACCUCUUUGGGGGAUGUGGAUUGGACAAUCAUUUCGAAAGAAGAGAAGAGAACAAAUUAUUCCUCCACUAUGAUAGUGUCUUUAAAAUGAAAAUUGGCCAUUCGUAUGUUCGUUGCUUUGCACAUUAUUUGUCUCACGGGGACACAUUUUUUUGGGAUCUCAUGGCGAAGGAGGAGAUGGCGCUACAUGAGUGGGUGCAGCGGGAACGAAACGUAAAGAAGGACACUACUACUCAUCCUGUACAAACUGUGAAAAACGACUUUGAUCAUUUAUGGAGCCAAUUGAAUGAGGACAAUGAAACUUCCAUAACAUCUGGAGAUGCACGUCAGAAGGAUGCAUCAUCUGUUAUUAAAAAAAUUGACUACAUGUUAAGAGAAAUUUCUUCACCUUUUUUAUCAGGGGAGCUCGGCGAAGGAAGUGACCUCGAGGGAGGAGACCUGAGAGAAGACACAUUAAUAGAAGCCAAGGUGGUACCCUCAACAUUGGAAGAUGGAAUAAUGACGAACUCUCCGGACAAGUCAAGUGAAACAAACAACUUGGGUGACUCCUUUUUACUCUGUCAAGGGAAGAAAAUGUUCCAACUGCUUACCUGGCUAAUCGACCUAUAUCACAGUGAUGUCUGCGCUGAUGAGAUGGCUACUGAUAUGACACCAGGACAAUGCCAUGUGUCGAACCUUUGGCUGGAAGAAGGUUCUCCCAUGGAGCAUGAAUCGCACACCGAUUCGCCUGACUUAUUCCCGGAAGGCAAAGCAGACCGCAUUAGCACUUUUGAUGUGCACAGCGAGGUGGAAAGCCUCUCAAGGGGAAAGGGACAGGGGGAUCCUUUUCCUACUACCGACCAGAAGGAGGCAAGAAAUGGUCACAGCGAAGACACACAGGGGGGGGAAGCGCCCCCCACAACGGAUGGUGCUAAAGAGGAGGAUCUAAGUGGAGAGUGUUUCCAAGGAAGAAACUUACCAUCUAAUCAAUUUGGAAAAAAGAACAAGAGUAAAUGUAGUGCAUCCGUUCAAGAAGUAUCGCAAGUUCAUUCUGUGCAAGAUUGCCCCCCUGGAGAGAUCCCCACAACUACGCUUGAUGCCUCCUGUAACAAUCACCACAACAACGGUGGUGAGAACGAGGGAAGGAGAAAAGUACAACUAAAUAAUAAUUACCUAAAGGGUCAUAAGGAAGGCGUAGGAUUUGCCCCCCCUGAGGGAAAGAACAAUCCGAAUGACCACCAUGUGUGUGAUAGGAAUUAUCUACGUUUUAGCAAAGGUGGCAAAAUGGAAAACCAUUUUGAGAAGCAGAAGGAACAUAUCAGUUUAGGGGAAGAAAAAAGUGAAGGGGCUAGCGAAUUCUCCAGGAACCUUUGCGGGAAUACUUACCUCAUUCCAGAUUACGCCAACAGCAAUCAUAUAUAUCUGAACAUGGAGAAAUCCAUCAUCUACAAUUACCUACAGGAAUUUAACGAUCUGACAGAUGAUAGUUAUUCUAUAAAAAUGAAAAUCAGGAGAAAUGAAAUUUACAAAUUAAUUUACACAUAUACAAAAAGUGUGGAGAUUCAAAACAGUGUAUGCUUUAAAAUGCUAGAACAGUUGGAAGGUCAGGCUAGGCAGCUACUGGCUGAGAAGGAUCAUCAUACAGAUGGUGGAAUUCAAGUGGAAAAUGCUGAGAAUGAUGAGAGUAGUUUUGAUUCAGCUGAUGAGGAACAAUCCAAUAAGAAGCAUCAUCUUCCAUUCAGCGAAGACAACUUUGUGUCAUUACAAAACGAACACGGACACUUAAAAAAAAAAAUGAAAUACUUUUGUGACAUGGCCAAUAUAUACUCCAUAAAAAUUAACAAGCUAAUUUUGUACAUAAGGAUUCUAGAGAAGAAGUACGAAUACGUGAUGAACUGCUUGCUCAAGUUAAAGUCUGUUUUGUUUAGGGAAGUCGUUACUGAAGAUGCGUCGAAACAUUUGUCAGGCCAUUUCGUGAACAACCUGGGCGACCAAUGCCCUGACCACUUAAGCAAAUUCUUCGCGGAAGAUACAUUCUUUGUACAUGAACAAAAUAACAAUUUGUCAACCUGCAAUUUUAAGGGGUGCGCAUUUUAUUCUCCUUCUGGGCGCACGAGAAACUGGACUCCAAAAGGGGAUACAACAGAGUAG
Messenger RNA from Plasmodium knowlesi strain H, 7395 nucleotides. Its product is annotated as kelch domain-containing protein, putative. Gene Ontology annotation, cellular component: cytoplasm. The record is from RefSeq and is a predicted model, not a curated record. Lineage: Eukaryota; Apicomplexa; Aconoidasida; Haemosporida; Plasmodiidae. Gene Ontology annotation, molecular function: protein binding; chromatin binding. The transcript has a single exon. The coding region runs from base 1 to 7395 and encodes 2464 amino acids.